AUAAGGGAGAACAGAGGAUAUUUUUUAUUUAAGGAUAUAUCAUUAAAAUGCGGUUGUGUUGAUGUUUGACUUCGUUGACGAUCCGUACUUGACAAAAACCACUUCCGCCAGCGGCGUUCUGUUGUUGUCAUGGCGGCGAUUCAAAUUCUGGAUAAUCUUGAACUAAAAUUUAAAAACAUUACCAUAUGCUGUAUUUUUCUAAUAGCGACGUUCUGUGCAUAACUAAUAAUAUAAUUAUCAUGUAAAAUUAAAAAAGCGUUUAAAAGCGAAGUCUAAAUGGUCGCUUGGAUGAUGGGAUUAAUUUGAUGUUAGCAAAUCUCCAGUUAAAACCAUAGUUAGCGCGCUAAUGCUAACUCUACAUCAAGAGCUGUGUUAGUUUGACAUAAUUCGGCAGUUAUUUUUGUUUCGAUGACUACUCAGUUCUUGCAGAGUGGUCCCACGGUUUCUGUGGGACAGCAAGGACAAAUGAGAGACUGGGUCGUUUUAGGUACUACCCGAAACGUUCACCACCGCAGCGAUUUACCCACCGGGAUUUCCCAAACCAAGCUGUUGUUCAAUGAAGCCAUCCCUGCAAGUGCCAGCAACCGUGCCACCCGUACAUGCCCGCCAGCUCCCAUAGUGAUAGAGCGGCUGCUGUUGCAGUCAGGUGAGCAUGAGAGUGUGAACAGCGCCCAAAGCUCCAUCAGCUUCACCACUCUCUCUGAGGAGAGACUACAUGCUGCGGUUCAACUGGCCAAGCGAGAUAUGAGACGGAGACGCCUUGAGUCACAAGCAAAAUCCCCUUCUAAACCCUCUCAGGAGGCCUCCCACCUUGAAACAAAUGAUGUAGAGCUGCUUCAGGAGCUUGCAGCUACUCCAAAUAAGACAAAGUUAAAAGCCUCUACUCCAAAAGAGAAAACAAGCCGGCCUGGAACCAAACUGUCGGUGCUCACGUCCCAGAAGCAUCCCAUUUCUCCCAUGCCUCGGACUGGCCAGUCACCACCAACCAAAGACCCUGGCUCAAGGCAGUUGAAAGGAGGCUCACAGGCUCCUUUAAGCCAGGAGAUCCACAAACUGCAAAAUGAGCUGGAAGUGUAUAUUCAGAAAGUGGAAGAGUUAGCCAAUAGAGCAGGAGAGAAAACAGAAGAACCAUUGGAGCCUGAAGAGCAAAACAAGUUGGAAAUCCGCAGACAGAAGCAGGCAGCUCGCUCAGCACGAAUCAUCUACGUUCUCCAACAGCAGGUAAAAGAAAUACAAGAAGAUAUAGAGAAAUUACGAAGCCAGAAAAUGUGGGACACCAAGAAGUCCAUUGCAAUAAACAGGCUUGCAGCUGCUCACCGUGGGGCACUCAGGGCCUUACAGGUUGUUAUCCACCAGCUCUCAGAUCUGUCUCAUGGCAAGAUACCCCCUUACUACAAAGAGCUGGGCCAACUGAUUCGCCAGCUCUCUUUGUGCUCAGCCAAGGUCGAAGUAGAACAGGGUUCAGCUGUUCCUGAAACAGUUCUCUACAUACUGCAGAAACUAGAGACUUUGGAUUCUGCCCUGAAUAAACAAGAAAUGUUUGAGAAGUUGCAGGCCCGAGCAUGUCCUCCACACAGGAAGUCUCCUCAUCACAGCGUGUCGCCAGCUAGUGCACCCAAGGGACCAAGCACCUUGUCUGUACGACGACCUCACAAACCUGCAAAUCCCAAAAGAGGUGUCCAUGCAGGUCGGAGAAUGGCCUCACGGAAGCCCAAAACCAUUUCUCACCAGCCUUUGAACAGAGGAGAGGUGCUCAGAUCCGGCCUGGAGAGCCUUGUCCAACAGAGGGAGCUGCAGGGACGAUCUCAGCAGGCAGACGCCACUCACAGAAAGGGAGGAGCUCUACAAUCCGAGAGAGGCAAGCAUAAUCAAAUGCAAGAUGCAGGUUUUCAGCAGCCUACAGUCUCUUCUCAGCUCAGAGUAAACCAGCUCCCUCAAAAAAAAGAGCACUCUGUGCCCUGGAUACCUACAUCCCCUCACUCUCCUCCUCCACAGCGAUCCCCUCAGAGGAGAAGACCAGAGCCUCGUUGUCUCUUCUCUCCCAUGAAGCACUCGACCAGCCCUCCAAAGCAGAAGGUGGCCAUUGGUUUGGCAGUGGAGGAGCCAGCCUUGAGCUCAGAAAAGAAGAACCAAGCUCAGAAUGAAGCAUUAAGGAAAGCCUGGCUGGAUAAGAUGACGAUGCAAAGACUGAAAGAGCUCAACCAGCUGAGUAAAGAAGAGGCUCAUCGUAUUCAGGCUUUAAGCAGGUCUGAAGUUGUCUCGCCAACUCAGUGGGCUGAGAGAGCUGAGCAGAAGGCCAGAGAGAGAAUUCAGCCCCUUCUGGAUGAGGCACAGCAGAUUGCCGAGUCCAGGAACAGGAUCAACUCCUCACUGAGGAGUCGGCUGUCUGAACAGGCUGCAGAGAGGGCAGCAGAAAGUGCUGAGCAGCUGAGUGAGGCCCUGUUGGAAGACCUGCUGGAGGACUCCGCUCGGGCGGCAUGGGCAGUUCAGACAGACAGGCAGCUGGAGGGCAUGGCUGAGCGUAGGCUGCAGGCCCACACCCUGGAGAGUAUGCUGCUUCGUAUGGAGGAGAUACAGAAAGAUCAGGAGGAAGUGAGGAGACGAUUUGCUUCUAUCACUUAUUCAGACCCUCUUUACUGGGAUAAACCUGGAGCAGCAGGACCCCAGUGCCAUCCUCCGGGCUCCAGGCCAGCCUCUCCUCCGCCAAUUAGGCUCACAAGGCCAGUGCUGAGGCAGAGCUCUGCAGCUGAUAUUGUCCUAGAGAAACCCGUGGAAACUGGACACAGCAUCCUUUCCGAGAACAGCCUGACCGAGGAGGCAUCCCAAGAUGAACAGCAGCCCAGACGCAGCAUCGGGUUCCCGGGCCCAGUGGAGCGAAGCAGUGGGACUGUUAUCUCUGUGCCAGGCAGCAUGCUGAGAAACAUUCGGCGGUACCGGGAAGAUUACGAGGCCUACCUGCGUCUUGCGGCCCAUGAGGCUGUCGGCAGCUUCAACCCCUGGGCCGUCGCGGACAGCCUGGCAGAGGAGUUGCUGUCGGAGGCUCUGGCUGACGUGGCAGCAGAGUUUCAGGAUGUCGUGGAGGAAUACGCAGAGGCCGUCUUCACCUCAGAGUUUCUUCAGCCGAUCCAGUCGCCUCCUGCUUCGGCUGCGGCUUUGGUCAGCCAUUAGCAUUUUAUCAGCACCCUGGAUGUAGCGAUUUUUUUUCUUUUAACAAAUGACUGUCACAUUUAUUUAUUUUGGUGUGAAAUCUGAAUUUUUGGGAGAUUUAAAUAUCAGGACUCUGGCAUUAUUUUGUCGACCAAGGACUAUGAUUAUUAACUAUUUUGGAAUGAAACUUGUUGAUGUAUAUUUAAAAGGUGUUUUUAGAUCACUACUUUGAUGUGACAGCCCAUGACUUUAUAUAAAUGUGUUUGCAAAGCAGAUGAGAUUUUUGAAUUGCACAGGGAGCAUUAGUCACAUUACUUUUCAUGGUCCAUCUGUAUCUGUGAUUAAAUUCCUCUGGGAAAGUUAGUUUAGUUUAGAUAAGCUUGGAGAGACCAUUACGACAUUACAGGGGAUUAUAAGAUUACCACCCUCCCCUUGCACUUGGUUUAAAUCUCCCUGAGGAUUACUCACACUUUCUAUUUUCACAUUGGAAUAUGGAAAUAAAUUAAUUGCAUAUGGCCUCCAUCAAAUGAUGUAGGAAGCCAAGGGCAUCAUGAUCCAUCAUUUGAUCCAUUGUAACACGAUUUCCUCUUUCACGUCUAAAUAAAGGCUCCGAAGGC
Messenger RNA from Scatophagus argus, 3764 nucleotides. RefSeq names its product KIAA0753 ortholog. The coding region runs from base 409 to 3168 and encodes 919 amino acids. Gene Ontology annotation, cellular component: centriolar satellite. Gene Ontology annotation, biological process: protein localization to centrosome; centriole replication. The record is from RefSeq and is a predicted model, not a curated record. Lineage: Eukaryota; Metazoa; Chordata; Actinopteri; Scatophagidae. The transcript has 18 exons.